GAAAGAUAACGUUGGAGGCAAGUUGCCUUUGAACAGCUCUCUGAAGAUCAACUGCCUCCCCAUCGCAUUCCUUGCCCUGAAGCUGUUUCCUCUGGUUGUGCUAAGUGGUGAGGCCCAAAGGCACAUCACUUUUCAAGAAUUAGAUCAUGAACAACUUUAUCCUCCUGGAAGAACAGCUGAUCAAGAAAUCCCAACAAAAGAGAAGAACUUCUCCAUCAAACUUUAAAGUUCGCUUCUUUGUUCUAACCAAAACCAGUCUGGCAUACUUUGAGGACCGUCAUGGGAAAAAGCGCACAUUGAAAGGCUCCAUUGAACUCUCCCGAAUCAAAUGUGUCGAGAUUGUGAAAAGCGACAUUAGCAUCCCAUGCCACUAUAAAUACCCAUUUCAGGUCGUACAUGACAACUACCUCCUGUAUGUGUUUGCUCCAGACCGCGAAAGCCGGCAGCGCUGGGUGCUGGCCCUUAAGGAAGAAACAAGGAAUAAUAACAGUUUAGUGUCCAAGUAUCAUCCUAAUUUCUGGAUGGAUGGGAGGUGGAGGUGCUGUGCUCAGCUGGAGAAGCUCGCAGUGGGCUGUGCCCAGUAUGAUCCAUCCAAGAAUGCUUCAAAGAAGCCUCUUCCUCCUACUCCUGAAGACAACAGGCGAUCACUUCAGGAACCUGAAGAAACCCUGGUUAUUGCCUUGUAUGACUACCAAACAAAUGAUCCACAGGAACUCAUGCUGCAACGCAAUGAGGAGUACUACCUGCUGGACAGUUCUGAGAUCCACUGGUGGAGAGUUCAAGACAGGAAUGGGCAUGAAGGAUAUGUACCAAGCAGUUAUCUGGUGGAGAAGUCUCCAAAUAACCUGGAAACCUAUGAGUGGUACAAUAAGAGUAUCAGCAGAGACAAAGCUGAAAAACUGCUUUUGGACACAGGCAAAGAAGGAGCCUUCAUGGUACGAGAUUCCAGGACUCCGGGAACAUACACAGUGUCUGUUUUCACCAAGGCUAUUGUAAGUGAGACCAACCCUUGUAUAAAGCACUAUCACAUCAAGGAAACAAAUGACAACCCGAAGCGGUAUUACGUGGCUGAAAAAUACGUGUUUGAUUCUAUCCCUCUCCUCAUCAAUUAUCACCAACACAAUGGAGGAGGACUGGUCACAAGACUCCGGUAUCCAGUUUGUUCCUGGAGGGAGAAAGCCCCGGUCACAGCAGGACUGAGAUAUGGGAAAUGGGUGAUCGAUCCUUCGGAGCUCACUUUCGUGCAGGAGAUUGGCAGCGGGCAGUUUGGGUUGGUACAUCUUGGCUACUGGCUGAACAAGGACAAGGUAGCCAUCAAAACCAUUCAGGAAGGGGCUAUGUCAGAAGAGGACUUCAUAGAGGAAGCUGAAGUCAUGAUGAAACUCUCUCACCCCAAACUGGUCCAGCUCUAUGGGGUAUGCCUGGAGCAGGCCCCCAUCUGCCUGGUGUUUGAGUUCAUGGAGCAUGGCUGUCUGUCAGAUCACCUGCGCAGUCAGCGGGGGCUCUUUGCUGCAGAGACCCUGCUGGGCAUGUGCCUGGAUGUGUGUGAGGGAAUGGCUUACCUGGAAGAGGCAUGUGUUAUCCACAGAGAUCUGGCUGCCCGAAACUGCUUAGUGGGAGAGAACCAAGUCAUCAAGGUGUCUGACUUUGGGAUGACAAGGUUUGUCCUUGAUGAUCAAUACACCAGUUCCACAGGCACCAAAUUCCCCGUGAAGUGGGCCUCCCCAGAAGUCUUCUCCUUCAGUCGCUACAGCAGCAAGUCAGAUGUGUGGUCAUUUGGUGUGCUGAUGUGGGAAGUCUUCAGCGAAGGCAAAAUCCCAUAUGAAAACCGAAGCAACUCGGAGGUGGUGGAAGACAUUACUACUGGAUUUCGUUUAUACAAGCCACGGCUGGCCUCCUCACAUCUCUACCAGAUCAUGAAUUAUUGCUGGAAAGAGAAACCAGAAGACCGGCCACCUUUCUCCAGACUUUUGAAUCAACUGGCUGAAAUUGCAGAAUCAGGACUUUAGCGGAGACUCAGUGCCAGGCCUCAGACUGCAGAGCCUGAAUGGGGAAAGGAAAUCCUCCCUCUACAGAGCAUUAAAAGCUGCUAUCAGCCCAGGACUCCCCAAGGCAAUGGCCUGUGGCACUAGUCUCUGAGUGCCAUGGAGGCAGCACCACGGCAGAAGCUGGCCCCGGGCCACAGGCAGCAGGCUCUGGCACUGAGCUGGGAGCCAGACCAGAGCAGCAGCGAUGUCUCUACCCUUCCUCCAGCCCCUUGUCUUGGGUGCUGCACAGACCUCAAUCCGACAGCUUUCAGGCAACAUUUCUUGCACUUCUUCUUAGAGAAAUGGAGAGACAGGGGAGGACCCUGCAGUGUUAUUUUUAUUUUUAUUUUAAACAUGGAUCUAAAGUUUGUGGUCAAGGAGCUUUUUAUUUGACCCAACAACACAGAACCCUGGAUAUGGGCGAGAGGAACAGGGGGAAGGGCUGGUGAGUUCAUUCCAAUCAGAAAGACUCUGCUCUGCUGUGGUGGUGCUGUGGGCCCCUGCCUCCUGCCCCAGAGGACAGUGGAGCAGCUGCGUUCACAUUAGAGGCCGGGUGUUCUGAAAAGCACCUUUAUGGCGUGUUACUCGCACGGUACCCUGCCACCUCUCUCUUUGAAGGGAGCACGAUGGACUGGGGUGAACGGUUCUGAUCCCACAGUUGGAGCACUGAGCGUUCUUUAUCUGGGCAGAAAGCGGGCAACUGAUGAUGAGAACCAGCUGGUACAGAGAAAGGCUUCGGGUGGUGAUCAUUCCGAUGUUUUUUUUUGAGCACCACGCCAGGAAGAUCUCCAUGCCUCCCCUUCUGCACAGCUCGCUUCUGUAGGUGUCCUAGGAGGAAAUGAUGGCUUCAGAACACCGACCCUGAGGACUCCAUCACCCUUUUUUCUGGCUUCCCGCAAUCAGUCCCCUCACUGCACUUUUCACCCUCGUCAACAGAGGGCAGCAUUGUGUCAGACAGUGUGGCCCUGCAGAAAAAUUGAAGCUUUUUUGGCCCUAGAAAUUUGCAACUUUAAGGUUAAGACUUCGAGUCUCCCCACAUUCUAUUUGAGGAACAGGGUUCUGUUCUUUCUCAAACCAUCUGGAUGGAAACUGAGUUAGGCACUGAGUGGGGUACUUUCAAGAUGUACACAGUUGCCUACUGAUGACUGAGCACUUAAAUAAGCAAAGUGACUAUGUGCUGCACUAUCGGCCUUACCUGCAGAAUCUCACUUUAUUCACCCUGAGUUCACACCAACCCUGUGAGAUAGUAUUAUUGUUCCCAUUUUACCAAUAAUGGAACUGCCCCAAGGGAAGUAUAGAGACAGAUUCUAUCCUACAUCUGACUCCAGGGCAUGGUUUCUUUAUUCCCAUUCAACACCGUCUCCUAUUGGGGAUGAAAGGGAUUGCAGAGAAGAUAAAUGGGAAAGGGAGGUAAGCAGGAGGCAGAAAGCCAAUAAAGAAGUCUACAUAGCACCACCAGCAGGUGAUGUUUCCCCCUCAUAGGCCGCUCUGGCUGGCGGCAUAGCCCUCCAACUUGGACUAGGAUUUUCCCUUUCCUCCUGUAUAUCCUCACCUUUUCAGAGUAAUCACUUUGGAGUUACUCAGUUAAUUAACCCUUUGAUUCACCCACUUCACCAGAGUCAUGUUGCCCAAAGCCAUUUAUAGAUGAGCUUCAAAGCAGCUGUAAAAAGAUUCUCCUGCAGGAGCGUAAACACUUCUUUUAAUUAUCGUUCCAACUGGAGCCAGCUGCCGUCUUCUUGGACACUUUUUGGGGAACGGUAUUCCCUGAUGUAACAGAGAUUUAAUGUUCCUACAGUGCUCAGAUAAAACCCUUAGAGAUUAUUGGAUAGUGUUGUAAAUUAGCUCUAAAUCUUACGAUAUUUUAACCAGCUGGAGAGUCAGAUGAGUAACUUUUAACUGUAAUUAUUGUGACACUGGGAUCCUCAAGAUAAAAGUCUAUCACUUAGAAGAUAAGCUUACUCAACUUAUCCUAAUUCACCCCUAUUUACUUUUUGGCAUUUUGUACAUUGUCUUUUGGAACCCUUAAUUACAGAUGAUUUCUGGAACAUCCAGCCGAGAAGGAAAACAUUGGAAUUGACUGAUUUCUAUGGUCUAGUUAGAAAAUUCCCUCUUGCAUAGUAUUAUUUUGUUCUCAAUCAGAUUCACUGGGGCCUUAACUGAAUAUUUCAAUAAUUCACCUCCCACUGUUUUAUCCUGUGAAAUGGGCUUCCUGCCUUUUUUUUCCUCUCAAAUUUUAAAAAUAGUGCCAUGUGUUCACAGGGAAUCCCCUUAUACAAGGCUUUGGUUCUAGAUGCAUUUUAUUAUCUUGCAUUUUGUACUUUUUGAAACUAUGUAUUUAUAUUUAGAUAGAUUGAAUAUUUAUUAGUGUACAGUCAUUGCUACGGUUCACAAUAAAAAAGUUACAGAUA
This is a messenger RNA of Manis javanica (Malayan pangolin), 4435 nucleotides long. It is a transcript of the gene ITK, whose product is annotated as IL2 inducible T cell kinase. Gene Ontology annotation, molecular function: non-membrane spanning protein tyrosine kinase activity; protein binding; ATP binding. NCBI's taxonomy places the organism in Eukaryota, Metazoa, Chordata, Mammalia, Pholidota, Manidae. The record is from RefSeq and is a predicted model, not a curated record. Gene Ontology annotation, biological process: protein phosphorylation; intracellular signal transduction.